This is a messenger RNA of Prorocentrum cordatum, 1169 nucleotides long. NCBI's taxonomy places the organism in Eukaryota, Dinophyceae, Prorocentrales, Prorocentraceae. The record is from the annotation of a GenBank genome assembly.
ACAUUUACCCCGCCGCUUGAGCGAUCCACCUGUUCAGAGCGAGCUGAGAACACCGUCAAACGGCACAUCGAGAGUGCAAGAUCUCGCUGUCUGGGGUCCACGCUGUCAGGUCCAGCUGCCCGGCCCCAAGCCGCACCUGCGGGCCGCCCUCUUGCUCGAGCGGCCGGCCCGAAGCUCGGCGACGAGGAUCCGCCCGGGCGCACUCGGCCAGGCACGCGCGGGAACGAGGCAAGCAGAGAGGAGCGCACGGCACCCGAGAGGAGCGCUCGGCUUUGCUGGCCAGGAGCACGCGCCCGCAUGGCAAUUCUGCAAAAGCGCCGCCGCGACCCGGAGCGGGGUCGCGGCGAGCAGGGCCGUGGGCGCCGGCGCCCGCCUCCCAGAGGAGCGGCGGGGCACACUCGCGCGGCAGCCCGCCCCCCGGCAAUCAGGCCUGGGGGGCUCCGAAUUCAGCCCUCCGCCGACACGCGAGGAGGAGGAGGAGGAGGAGGGGGAGGAGGAGGAGGAGGAGGAGGAGGGGGAAGGCGGAGGCGAAGAGAGCAUGCGGAGGAUGCGCCUCCGCGCUGGGAGCCUGGCCCUCGCGGGUGCUGCGUCACAGGCCGGCAGCCUCUCCGCGCCGCCACACUGGGGGGCGGCCCGGGCAGUACGGCGGCCCGGCCGGCGGGGCGCAGCUGCGGCCGAAGGAGCGGUUCUCCGCCAGCAUGCGACGUAAAGGCUGCACGAGGGAAGUCGACAUCCGAGGCGGAGCGCAUCGGAUUCAGCAUGCCCACACCCACGUGCAGAAGGCUCGUAUACAGCACGGGGUAGAAGAUCAGGAACACGAUCUCCGACAGGAUCCCGGAGCUCGCGCCGUGCUUCCACUCGAACGCGAGGCGGACGGCGGACGCGAGCGCCUGGACGAGGUUGUGCACCCACACGAUGAAACUCAGUAUGUGCACGUAGCGGAAGGGAACCUGCGAGUCCGUGUAGGUGAACAGCUUCCCAAUGAUGGCGUCGCGCGCGCCGCAGCAGAGCCGCAGCAGCUGUGGCAGCAUCGUCACGGCGUGGGGCAUGCGGCCGCCUCCGUCGGCCGACUCCCCGUACGCGAGGUGGGCCAUCUGCACAUCCAGGCCCAGACGCACUGCGGGCGGGAGGAGAGCGGCGCCAGGAUGGCCAUCUCCUCCUGCGGCAGG